GGGGGGCAGCGCCGCGGGGCUCCGCGCCAUGACAUCAGCCCUGGUGUGGUGCGGUGUGCAAAGCCCACUGGUUGGCGUGGCGGGGGACACGCCUUCCCCGGAGCGGAACAAAACGGCGCGCGGGCCGGGCGCACCCAGCAGCCACUUCCGAGAGCGCCUGCCGCCCGCGCGCCGCCGAGCCCGCCGCCAGAAUGCCGAACUGGGGAGGAGGCAAGAAGUGCGGGGUGUGCCAGAAGACGGUUUACUUCGCCGAGGAGGUUCAGUGCGAAGGCAACAGCUUCCACAAGUCCUGCUUCCUGUGCAUGGUCUGCAAGAAGAACCUGGACAGCACCACUGUGGCCGUGCAUGGCGAGGAGAUCUACUGCAAGUCCUGCUACGGCAAGAAGUAUGGGCCAAAAGGCUACGGCUACGGGCAGGGCGCAGGCACACUGAGCACCGACAAGGGGGAGUCGCUGGGCAUCAAACACGAGGAGGCCCCUGGCCACAGGCCCACCACCAACCCCAAUGCCUCCAAGUUCGCCCAGAAGAUUGGCGGCUCCGAGCGCUGCCCCCGCUGUACCCAGGCGGUCUACGCCGCGGAGAAGGUGAUCGGCGCUGGGAAGUCCUGGCAUAAGUCCUGCUUCCGCUGUGCCAAGUGUGGCAAAGGCCUUGAGUCCACCACCCUGGCAGACAAGGAUGGCGAGAUCUACUGCAAAGGAUGCUAUGCUAAAAACUUCGGGCCCAAAGGCUUUGGCUUUGGACAAGGAGCUGGGGCCUUGGUCCACUCUGAGUGAGGCCGCCGCCGGCCGCGCCCUGCCCACUGCCGCGCUUUUCAUCGCCAUGCCCUCCCCAGCGGCCUGGGAGGCCUCCAGGAUGCCUUCUCGCUCUCUCAGCCCUGCCACACACCACUAAUGACUUGCAUUUGGUCGUCUGGCUCCCUUUGGUUUGGGGGUCUGCCUGAGGUCCCGCCCUGCUAAGGGGCUCCCCCUUCCUGGCAUCCCCAGUAGGAGACGGCGGCGGUGGUUUUGAUCUGGGUGAGCCCAGGCUGCCCCUGCUGGCUCCCUCCUCUCACCCCCCAGCCCUCUGUCCCCAGCCUGCUGGGCUGAGUGUCCCUCAUCAACCGGCCAGGACACCCAGGACACCCGAGCCCGCAUGGUGGAGCCACAGGAGCAGCAGCAGCAGCCUGGAGGGGGAAGGCGGCAGGACCCGAUGGGGCGGAGCGAGGCUGGGGCUUAUUGGAUCCCAGGGAGUCUCCCCUGUGAGAAAGAGAGGGGGCUUCUUGGUGUCCCCCCAAAGAAGGAGUCCCGGCUUGGGGAGUCGCUGUGGGAGGCAGAGAGGGUGCAGGCAGGACUGUAGGAGGCCCCGCUGCUCUAGGCCACCUGCCUGCCGGUCUCUGUGCACCUGGUGUCCCCUGACUUGCAGUGGGAGGAGAACAACCCAGGUCUGAGGACCUCAAAGUCGGAAUGUUGUCUGGCCUCCUCGGACAGGCUCGGUGGCCGGAUCCCAGUGAAACGCACCCCCCCCACACACACACACAUUCACGUUUAUCGGUGGCCCACAUCUCCCGGGAGUUAGCUCUGGGCCUGCCCCUGGGUCCUGAGGCUGCGGUUGGGAGCUCCUGCCUGUCCCGGCACCGCCCAGAGCUCUGUUCUUGCCACACCUGCUUGAUCCCAGAUGAGCAUGGAGGCCGACACAGCCUCAGUCUUCCUCCAGACACCUCUCCCUAUGCCCCCCGUCCUCGGGACCUUCCCUCCUACCCAAGACCCUGCCCCUCCACUCCACUCUUCUCCAGGGACCCUUCUCUGGCCACAGCACUCCAUCACUCCGUCCCUUCCAGGCCCCAGGUCAGGAGCAGUGGGGGAGGGGGCAGGGGCUGGUGACUGAACACCUGGGUGGCAGGCAUGGGCCAUGUUCAAGCCGAUUUCCCAUCUGGUCAAUAAAGCUGUUUAGACCAAAA
Molecule: messenger RNA, 1936 nt
Organism: Microcebus murinus (gray mouse lemur)
Lineage: Eukaryota; Metazoa; Chordata; Mammalia; Primates; Cheirogaleidae
Gene: CSRP1
Product: cysteine and glycine rich protein 1
Biological process (GO): sarcomere organization; muscle tissue development
Cellular component (GO): nucleus; Z disc; cytoplasm
Molecular function (GO): actinin binding; structural constituent of muscle
Source: RefSeq, a predicted model, not a curated record